This is a messenger RNA of Caenorhabditis auriculariae, 3827 nucleotides long. The record is from the annotation of a GenBank genome assembly. Lineage: Eukaryota; Metazoa; Nematoda; Chromadorea; Rhabditida; Rhabditidae.
AUGUCCUCUGACGAAAUUCCCGCUCAUUACUGGAAAAACCUGCUGAAGCUUUCUACAUCAGUUCAAGGCGAGACUCAGGAAAUCCCAAAGGUUCUUGAUGAAGAGGUUGGUGUUCAGUUUUUCUUGUUUUGAAAAGGAAUUCACUUAUUUCAGAGCAGAAAAUGGCUGGAAGACGUGAUGAAAAGCCUCGUAAAUAACGUGGACCCGGAAAGGCAAUUGAUCUCGAUAAUGUCCAGUUUGAAGUGUUAUGCGGCUUCGGCUGGGGAUUUGAGUGAAGACGACGUUGAUAAAGUUUUGGUCGGUUCAAUUUUUCAUUUUCUUGAAUUACCCUUACUAUUCAGGAUUUAGUAGACCGACUGGAUAUGUUACUCCAAUGCGCCGAUCUCACAAAGCUCUUCGUUUCAAAUUGUGGAUUGAUAGUUUUGGAAAAGUUUUUGGUAAGUUUAUCAUAAAAUAUUUGAAAAUUAAGGAAAAUUUCCAGAAAGAUUGUAAAGAUGAUGAAAUCAACGUGGGAUUCGCCUUGAUAAUCAGCACCUGGGCGGAGAAUAAUCCGAUUGGUCAGGAUAUUCUGAGAAAAUCGCCUCUUUUCAGUUUAUUACUGGAUAUUGCUGUUGAUCAGGGCAAAGCCAAGGUUUGAUUUUUUUUUUUUGUUCCGGAUAAUUUUUCGUGUUAACUCCUAUUUCAUUUUUGUUGGAUGAACCUCUAAAUGUUAUGAUUUUUUGUUUACAAAUAGUGGGAACUAGUAAAUACUUGAUAAGUUUUCUAAGAAAUUCAAUUUUGUGAAAAAAAUUAUUCAAAAAGUUCGUUUGAAAUUAAAAUUUUUUUUAUUUCAAGCUAAAAAUGAAUUUUGUUUAUUUCAUGCUAAAAAAAUUCCUGUUUCUUAAAAAAAUGCCUCAUAAAACGAGAAAAAAACUACAUUUUAACCCAGAAAAAUCAAAAAUAUUUGCAGGCACUUCGAAAAAGCGCCAUCACCGCCGUUUCAGCCACUAUCCGGUCUCAUAUUCCAUCUUUUGAGUGAGAUUUUCGCAAAAUUAAGAAUCUUAAACUUAUAUUUUAUAAUUCCAGAGACUUCCUCGCACUGAACGGUCAUUUAAAAUUGGCGGAAAUCGUUCGAAAUGAGGUGGAAUUGGCGGGAAAAACCGCGAGAACACUUACUUCCAUAUCUUUCACCUUGAAUGAUGAUGGUUGGUUAUUGAUAUCUUUUUUUGUUGUAUUUUUUUCCUGAAAGUACGUGAAAAAAAUCAUCAGGAAAAAUGAAAAUGAUAACUAGAAAAAGUAAUUGAAUAUUUUUUUCGAUGAUCCAGUUUUGAGUUUUCUUGAGAUCUCAUGAUUCAUAGAGUGAAUAUAAUUCCUUACUAAACUUCCCAAAAAGGUUAUUCCGAGCAAAGAUAGCUAUGAUAUUUUAAAUCACAGAUGAUUUUUUUAUCAAUAUCGAUUUUUUUUUUGGUUCAUUUGAAACAGGAAAGUUAUCUAAAUAUCAAAAAAAUAAUUUAUUCUCGUGCCAAUAUUCCUAUGAAUCCCUGUACUAGUCUCUUCAAAGAUGAUCAAGAGUAUAUUUUUUUCAAUAAUAAUAAUUUUUUUCUGGUUCAUCAGAAACAGAGAAGUUAUUCAGAGAUUCCAGAAAAUUAAAAAAAAAUUUUAUGGUUCUUACAAGAUCAUAGAAAUCCAAAUGAAUCGGUUUUUUAUGCGCGAAAAAGUCCUACUAUAUCAUGAAAAAUAUAGAAAUAUUCGUGGUCCCUUCGAAACAGGGAAAUUAUUGUUUGGUGUUUAAAAAAGUUCGUCAUUUCUUCAGAAACCAUGAUACUAGGAAAGUUUUUGGUGGCCACUUAAGUGAAUAAAGUUUAUUGGCCUCUUUACACGUCUCACUGGUAAUUCUAGACCACUUAAAACUACUAUAGUGGUCAUUAAGACGAAAAAUGACUUUCAUAGGGGUGGUUUUAGUGGUCACUUUAGUGUCCUCUCCAAGUAGUCCUUGAAGAACCUCUACAGGCACCAUAUUUUUCUGAUUAAUAACUUCUUCUCUAAGCGAAAAUGGCCAAUAAUUCCAGAAAAAUAUCGCGAUUCGUUGAAACCAACAGUCUGUGAGUGUUACGUGGAGCUAGUCAACAAAAAUGUUCCCGUCGAUGAAAUCGAUUAUAUUCGGUAUUUUUACUUCGACAGGCAAAGUCUAAACCCCUUUUUAAGUUCCUAAAAAGGUGUCAAAAUUUUCUCGGAAUCUCCUUUUUUCCGCCUCCUUUUGUUUUACCUCCUUAAAAGGUCCUUUUCAUAAAAGGGCCAAGAGAAAAAUGAGCUUUUUUUUUCAAAAAUCCUUUUUAAGACGUUUUGGACUUUGCCCGUGGAAAUGUCUCGAUUUCCUCUUUUAUUGAUUGAUCAAAUUAAAGAGAGUACAUUUCUUCAUCAGUGGAACCAUCACAAGUCGACGAAAAUCUGAGAUCUCAAGUUUUGGAUUGCGUGAAUGCGGAGUUGGGCCGCGAAAUCGAAGGCGAUAAUGUGAGUUUGCUGUUUUUCGACCUCUUCAUAGGGAACCAGUCAGAAAAUAGAAGCUUAAUUUUCUGCUGUUAUAUAUCUUCAAAAUUAUUUCCACAAGGAAAAUGACCUGUAAAAAAUUUCUUUUAUUCGUUUUUAAGUUGUAUUUGAAAAAUGGAAGAGAAUUUUGAAGCGAAUUUUAAACGAUAGCUAGUUUCGAAAUUGAUGAAUUCUGACCGAUUUUGCAGUUUUAAAGGGACUUAGGAAUUCCAGAGUGGUCCCUUUAGGAUUUAGCGAGAAAAACAGCCUCUAUAGAAUCAGUUGUCCUUAUAGGGAUACAAUUAAGGUGUUCCCUAUAGGGGUUUCUAGUCUGACCGCUUAGCCCCUAAAGCUCAAGUGGACCCUAUGGGGCCUUUAAAUUUCAUUCAAAAAACGCUUUUUAUUCAGUUUCUACCAUAUAAAUGCUUUUUCGCAUAGAGUUCAUAACAAUUAUCGACUACAAUGUCCCCUAUAGGGACCACUUUUGCAACCUUAAGUGGCCCCUGUAGUUGGUAAAGUGCUCCCUGGAGGAUACCCUUCGUCCUUAAGAUUUCCCCUAUAGGGACCACUCUGAAGUUUUUAAUUCGUAUAAAAUCAAGCUAAUCUGUCUUUUUCUAGUAUUUUCUGUUGAAAAAUAGUGAAAUUGAGAUUAUUCCGUUAACUUUGAAAAAAAGUAUAAAAAAAGAGAAAUUCAAAGUUGAAAAUUGUCAGAAAGCAUCAAAAAUCCAUCUUUAUCUCAAAAAGAAAAGCUUCAAUCGAAUCAUUUUCCCAGACAAACUUUGAUGUCGUUUCUCCCCUUUUUCCCAUUGGAAAUCAACAGAAAAAAAAGCUCAUUUUCAAUUUCUUCUCCUUUUUUUUUUGCGUGGGACGCUCAUUUAAUUAACUCGGGGUGUCUGGAGCCUUCUUUUUCGAUUUUUUGAUCGGUCUCUCUUUUUUUCUCAAUUUCUUAAUUUCUUAAUUAGCUUCAUAGGGAAAGUGGAAUUUUUGAAAUUAACAGAAAGGGUAAAUUUUUUCGGAAUUUUAGUGGUCACUUAAGAGGCAGAUUUCUCAAACUACGUUUAAAGUUGGAGGAAAAAGUAGUUCUAAUAAUAUUCAACGAGUUUUCUAAAAGAUUCAGCAAGGGGGCACUUAAGAGGUCAACUUCGAGUAACCGCUUUAGUCACAUCAAAGAUGCAUUUAAAAAUAAUUUUUUCUAUGAAAUUUAAUCGAAAAAUGAGUUUUUAAAUUUUCCUCAAGUGACCACUCAAAUAAGCUUAUAAAAUUUGCAGAUCCGCGUACUUCAAACACUCCGUCGCAAGUUUGCGAUUCGUCAGGCUGGAUAA